ACACGUUUCAUGAUAAACACGGAAAGAACCGUUUGAUAAAAGUUUAGAUUGAAGUCGAAUUGACCUCCAUCUGAUAGGCCUUUUUUUGUGCUGGCAAACACGCUUCAUGUUUAGCCCUAGUGCUCAAAUACGAUAAAGUGUCUGAUUUUCUUAGAAGUUGAAAGAACAUCCAACAUGGCAUCGGUGGAAGAAGACUUCCCUCGAGGAGGGACGGCAAAGAAGCCCACUGAGAGUAAAAUAGUGGUGCAGCGGACAGAAGUGGACAACUUAUUCCAGUCAAACGAACCAGCCACAACUAAGAAAAGAAAAGGGGCAGGCAAAGAUGCCGACAAGAAGCUCAAGAAGCCAAAGACGGGCAAAGGAGAUGGUCUGACACUGAAUGCAGCAGCCAAGUGUGUGGAAAUUCUACACAUCAAGAAUUUGAAGGAGGGUAUCCUGAUGCUGGGCUGUGUGAAGGAGGUAACUGACUUUGAGGUGACAGUCGGCCUGCCCUGUGGCAUGCAAGGCUACCUCAGCAUCAUGAACAUAUGUGACUCCUACACCAAGCUGCUUAGCGAGCAACUGGAUUCAGCUGAUACAGAGGACAUCUGCUCUCUACAACAUCUCUUCUCCCCUGGCAUGGUGUUACGGUGUGUGGUUGCCAAGUUGGAUGUCGCCAAAAGAGGCUCCAUUAGCAUCCAGCUGUCAAUCAAUCCAAAGCUGGUCAACAAGGCUAUCACCUCUAUCUCUAUGAAAGCUGGCAUGGUCUUGAGUGGGUGUGUGGAGAGUGUGGAGGAUCAUGGCUACAUAGUUGACAUUGGCCUCAGUGGAACCAAAGCCUUCCUGCCUAAGAAAGCAGUGAAAGACCAACACAAAAACCCAGAAGAGCUGAAAGUGGGUCAGUAUUUGACUUCUCAAGUGGAAGAAGUAAAGAACGAUGGGCGUCUGGCCCGCCUUUCUGUCAGCCCGCCGACCGCCGCCCAGGCCUGUGCUGAAGCCGAGCAGGGCUGGAACCUCACCAACCUAAUGCCUGGCCUUCUCGUCAAAGCUACGAUCAAAAAGGUGACCAAACAUGGUCUGAUCCUGGACUUCCUGUCCUCCUUUAGUGGCCAGGUGGACGUUCUCCACAUGGAGCCAGAUCAGACAUCCAACUACACCGAGGGAUCUGAGGUGCGAGCCUGUGUGCUGUAUGUGGAGCCGUCCGCCCGUCUGGUGGGCCUGAGCCUGCGCAGCUACCUCGUUCAGCGUGGGACAAGUAUUGACCAAGCUCCUGCUGGAGGUGACCGCAUUGGGGAGGUGGUGAAGGGCUGCAAGAUAAUCGCUAUGCACCACAUGUCUGGAGCCAUGGUGGAAAUGCCAGACACAACAAUGGCCUUUGUACAUAGGAACCACCUGAAGGAGUCUAAUACGCCAGCUAAUGAAAACAGAAUGCUGGCUAUGACUGAGCACACCAUCAGGAUACUGGACUUCAGCGCCAUGGAGCAAAUUUAUUUUGUUAGUCUGCGGAAGAGUGUGAUUGCCAGGCGUUUUUUUAGAUAUCACGAUCUUGAGGCCGGUCAGGUUGUAGAGGGGACAGUGUCAGUCCUGUUUGAUCACGGCAUGAUCGUGCAUCUGUCUGACCACAUCAAAGGCAUGGUGCCCCGGACACACCUGUCUGACAUCCUCCUCAAGAACCCAGAGAAGAAGUACGUCGAGGGCAUGAAGAUCAAAUGUCGGGUGCUGUCAGUAGAUGCACAGAAUAAGAAGCUGUACCUGACCAGAAAGAAGGCUCUGGUUGAAAGCUCCCUGCCAUUGUUCCUUAGCUUUACCGAUGCCCGUCCUGGUCGUGUGUCCCACGGCUACAUUGUCUGCAUCAAAGAGUUUGGCUGCAUUGUUCGUUUCUACAACAGUGUCAAAGGUUUGGUGCCGCUCAACCAGCUCAGCUCUGAGCCAAUCAUCAGUCCCGAGGAGGUCUUCUACGUGGGGCAGGUGUUAAAGGCUAAAGUUCUUAAGUGUGAGCCCGAUAAGGCAAAGAUGUUGCUGUCAUUUAAGGCCGCGGUGGAGGGAGACACAGACGAAGCUGCCAUGCCCCAGUUGAACUGUGAGGUGGGAACGAGGCUGGAGGCUAAAGUGCUGAAAAAGUCAGUCAGUGGUCUGGAGGUGGCCAUCCUCCCUGAUGAGAUCCAUGCCGUACUACCCACAAUGCACCUUUCUGAUCACAUAUCUAACUGCUCUCUGCUGUGGGAGAGUUUGCAGGAGGGAGACAACAUCUCAAACCUCAUCUGCUUCGGCAAGAACAAAAAGAAUAUUACCAUCACCAAGAAACCAACGGUGAGAUGGUCGCUGGAGGAAGGAGUGGUUGCCAAAGACUUCUCUGAAGUCACAGUUGGAAUGCAGCUGAUUGGCUGGAUCAAGAACAUCAUGUCUUAUGGCGUUUUUGUAGAAUUUCCAUACGGCCUUGUUGGUCUUGCACCCACGUCUGUCAUGACAGACAAGUUCCUCCACGAUGCAACGACUGCCUUCCAGCUGGGCCAGACAGUGUUUGCUAAAGUGAGCAACCUGGAUGUAGAAAAACGGCGUUUCCUGGUCACGCUGAAGAUUUCAGAGGUCAUAUCUCCAGAGGGUGAUGCCCAGACGAGACUCAUUAAUGGCCUGAAGGAAAGAAAAGCUGUGACUGAAAUGUUAGCUAUGAGAGAGAACAGUGAUCCUCGCCAGCAGCUGGCUGCUCUGUCUGUUGGUCAGAAGCUGAAGUUGACUGUAGAUACUGCGAAGGACAGCAGUGCCACCUUCAAGUCUGAUGAUUUGGCUGGUGCUACCAUAAUGGCCACCAAGCACCAUGUCAAGGGUGUUAAUUUGUCUUCGGGUCAGAAAGUUACUGCGGUCGUCCUCCAUGUUGACAUCCUGUCAACCUGCGUCUAUGUGUCCAUCCGACCCAAUCUGUUGGCCAAGAAGAAAUCUUUGGCUGAAGGAUCAAAGUGCACAGCAAUCGUGCAGUGCAUCGACAAAGACUUUGCCAUCAUCUCACUGGGUGACACGGCACAGCUGACUGUGAUCCAAACGAGCAACCACCUGAAUGAGACAUUUCAGUCCGAGUCAGACAAGCUGAUGGCGGGGAUGAGUUUGGCCGUCGAGGUCAUAGAACCAAGCUGCCAGGAACUGCAGGGGCUCGCCCUCGUGUCGUGGAAGCGCACUUCACGCGCAACCUCAGAAAAUCAGAAGGGUCACCGCUUUGGGGACAUUGUGCGGGGUAUAGUGCGCUCAGUGAAGCCCGCCUGCAUUCAGGUCACUCUCGAGGAUGGAAGUACGGGGAGCGUGCAUGUUUCUGAGGUGGUGGAGCUUGCAGAAGUGUGUCGGGGGUCCUUCCCCACAUCCAAGGUUAAAGUGGGCAGUGCGGUCACCGCCAGGGUCAUCGGAGGGCGCGAAGCCUCCAGCCACAGAUUCUUGCCCUUCUCCCAUCCCAGAUUUACAUACACCAUCCCUGAGCUCACACUUGUACCCAGCAAAUUGGAUCAGAGUACAGAUUUAGUUCCAGCAGUUCCAGCAAAAGAGAGACUAGACGCCUAUACGGUGGGGGAGGAAAUUACAUGCUUUGUAUCAAAGUUUAAUCCAGAGAAGAAGACUUUGAAGGUCACCAUAGAUCCUUGUAUUACUGGGACAGUUGACCUGCUGGCCACGAUCACCGAUCCAAGAAAUGCAAGCCACCCCGAGAGGCUGUUUAAGCUCGGCCAAGCAGUCCUUGCCAAAGUGAUAGAAGUGAACUCCAAACCUCAACGUUUCAUGCUGUCACUCACAGGUGUUCAUAAGCUGGAGAAAGACAGCGUGGCUUUGGGGAUGGUGACUAAAAUUAUCCCACAAGUUGGCCUUCUGGUCAAACUUCCCUUUGGCAACAUGGGAACAGUUGCUGUCACUGAGCUGGCUGAUGCCUACAAGCCAAACCCAUUGGCUGCGUACAGCAAGGAUCAACUGUUGAGGUGUUUCCUCCUUGGGGAUACAAAUGGCAAGUGGCAGUUGUCUCUACGUCCAUCAAGGCUGAACCCACAGCAGACCAAGCCAGUGAAGGACCCAGAAGUUUUGUCUGUAGACAACCUGAAGGCAGGCCAGAUCAUCAGAGGCUACAUCAAGUCUGUGGGAGAGCAUGGGGUCUUCAUCAGGUUGUCAUGGAACAUCACGGGAAGAGCCCAACUUCAGCACUGCACCAAGUACUUUGUCAACAGCUACACGGUCCUCUCCAAGCACCUGACUCCCAACACCCUGCUCACGACCAAGAUCCACAGUAUUGACAAAAAGGAGGAGUUGGUCCACCUCUCUCUGCUCCCCGGGGACACUGGGAAGGCAGACGUCCUCCCAGAGUCUCUCGGUCUGCCGCUGCGUUUGAUCGGAGAGGAGAAGAAGGAAUAUGACUCGAAGAAGAAGAAGAAACGCACAGCGUCUGAGAGUGAGCAGUCCCAGGUCUCAAACAAGAAGAAGAAAACAAAGAAAUCAGAGGCCGAUGACAAUGACAGCGGAGUGGAAGUGUACUUCAGAGAAGAGGAGGAUAAGAAAGAGGAAGAAGCACCCAAAUCUGGUUCUGUAAAACAGGUGACUCCCAGCUCGGGUCCAUCCAGACUGCAGGUGGCAGCAGGUUUCUCCUGGGACGUGCAUCUGAGCUCCCUGAAGCCUGCCUCUGCAGCGCAGGAGGGCGACUCCAGUGAUGGAGAGGACCAAGAUGGAAGCAGCAAGCCCCAGAAAAGGUCUCGUCAUGAGCUUCAGCAAGAGCAAAAGGCAGCAGAGAAGGCCCUGGUACAGCGGGAGACUGAGCUGAUGGAUCCGAGCCUGCGGCCUCAAGAUGCCGGCGCCUUCGAGCGCCUGCUCCUCGCUUCACCCAACAGCUCACUGCUCUGGCUGCAGUAUAUGGCUCACCAUCUACAGGCCACCCAAAUCGAGCAGGCCCGUGCUGUGGCAGAGAGGGCCCUAAAAACUAUCUCCUUUAGGGAGGAGCAGGAGAAGCUGAAUGUGUGGGUGGCCCUGCUUAACCUGGAGAACAUGUACGGCACAGAGGAGAGCCUGAAAAAAGUGUUUGAGCGAGCGCUGCAGUUCUGUGAGCCCAUGCUUGUGUACCAGCAGCUGGCUGACAUCUACGCAAAGUCCGACAAGGCUAAGGCGGCAGAGGGCCUGUAUAAGACCAUGGUGAAGCGUUUCCGUCAGAAUAAGGCCGUGUGGCUGAGCUACGGGACCUUCCUGCUCCAGCAGGGCCAGAGUGACAGUGCCAGUGUUCUCCUGCAGAGGGCGCUGAAGAGUCUGCCCUCCAAAGAAAGUGUGGAUGUGAUCGCCAAGUUCGCGCAGCUGGAGUUCCGUUAUGGUGAUUCAGAGAAAGGUCGCACCAUGUUUGACAAAGUCCUGACGAGCUACCCGAAACGCACAGACCUCUGGUCCGUCUUCAUCGACAUCAUGGUCAAACGUGGGUCACAGAAGGAAGUCAGGGCGCUGUUUGAUCGGGUGAUCCACCUGAGCGUUUCAGUGAAAAAGAUCAAGUUCUUCUUCAAGCGCUAUUUAGAGUACGAGAAGAAGCACGGCACGCCGGAGAGCAUCCAGGCAGUCAAAGAGAAGGCCAUGGAGUUUGUGGAAGCUAAAGGCACAGAGGCCGCCAACUAACGACUAAAUGCACACAUUGUGUGUGUGUGUGUGUGUGUGUGUGUGUGUGUGUGGACUGCAGUUUGCUGAACCCGGUCUGAGCCUCACACCUGUUCACAAAAAAGCUUGUGGCUCCAGGUGCUCAUACAGGUUCCUCCUCAAAAUAAUAAACUUCUUAGAUUGUACUUUAGCUUUUAUAAUUUUUUUUUAUUGUUGUGGACCCUAAAAGUCAAACAUUUGUAAAGUGGUUGGAAAAAUCUGUUCAAAGAAACUGGUAUUUGACAUGUCAUUAUAGUUACUGUUGAACGAGCUAUAAAGAGAAUAACUUGUGUAAUAACUAAUGAAUUUACUGCAUUUUCAUUCCAACACUUGUGGGAGCAUUUUGUAUUAAUCCGGCAAGCCUUUCAAUAAAUCCAACACCAUUACAAUA
This is a messenger RNA of Cyclopterus lumpus (lumpfish), 5998 nucleotides long. RefSeq names its product programmed cell death 11 (gene pdcd11). The record is from RefSeq and is a predicted model, not a curated record. Gene Ontology annotation, cellular component: nucleus; small-subunit processome; nucleolus. The coding region runs from base 175 to 5589 and encodes 1804 amino acids. NCBI's taxonomy places the organism in Eukaryota, Metazoa, Chordata, Actinopteri, Perciformes, Cyclopteridae. Gene Ontology annotation, molecular function: RNA binding; protein binding. The transcript is spliced from 36 exons. Gene Ontology annotation, biological process: rRNA processing.